AUGAAUAAGGUGCCUAUCAAGACGGCAAAAGCAGUUCCAAAGUCUCUAUUAUACCGUCAAGCCAAACGUACUGGAUCACCAACAAUUUCUGAUGGUCAACGUGCGAACCUGAUCAUCGAGUCUCUGCGGGACGUUGGAUCACUAUUUUACACAUCAUACAACGAUGACGAUGAGAAAGACGCUAUUCUUCGUCAUGAAUCUAUAGUGGCGAAACUUAAUUCCGGUGAACUUGACGUAUUAAUCCGCCAUAAUUACUCUUCAAUGCAUUCUGCUCAUUGCUGCGACGCAAAUCUACUUCGGGCCAAAUAUCCUGGUACUCCAAACGAGUGCGAACUGCUGCAAGGGGCUCUGGAUGAAUAUAACUCUCAGGACUGGAAUAAAAUACCUCAUAUGUGGAAGCAACUUGCAUAUUACCAUGGUUAUGGAUCAUGGGGCCCACGAAAAGGAAUGUCCUUUCUGGGACGUAAGCCGGAGGAUUUUUUUGUUACCACGAAUAGAGAGCUCUGGCGCUGCAACGAAGUGCGUAAGGACUACCUCAAAAAAGCAGCAGAACUAGACCCUGCUUCACGGUUUAUAAUGCUUGCAGCUGCAAUUGUCGCUGCUAUUGCCCUUGCAGGUGACUACCGGCGCCGGCAAGACAAGAACGCAACUGUCAUAGAAGCCCACUUCUCCUAG
Eremothecium cymbalariae DBVPG#7215 is the source of this 675-nucleotide messenger RNA. It is a transcript of the gene GEP7, whose product is annotated as Gep7p. The transcript has a single exon. The record is from RefSeq and is a predicted model, not a curated record. The coding region runs from base 1 to 675 and encodes 224 amino acids. Lineage: Eukaryota; Fungi; Ascomycota; Saccharomycetes; Saccharomycetales; Saccharomycetaceae.